Messenger RNA from Stylonychia lemnae, 1854 nucleotides. The record is from the annotation of a GenBank genome assembly. Lineage: Eukaryota; Ciliophora; Spirotrichea; Sporadotrichida; Oxytrichidae.
AUGGAACUAGUAUACAAAAAGUCCAGAAACCAGCUCCAAUUUAACGAGCUACUUCAUAUAUUAGUUAAAGUCAAUUACUUGCAAAUCUUGAACACUGUGCGCUUCAUCAAACCCCUUUUGGAUUAGCGCACUUGUUUGCAGCAGAUAUCAUAGAUGGAAUCGAUAACUGACGUAUAACAAAACGCAAUUUUCAGCUCACAAAUACUCUAAUUAUUUAAGUCGAAUUCCUCAGCAAACUCUAUCCAAAUUUUGGAGGGCCUCAGACCUAAGUAAGUGGUCCAGGAAUUCAUGGAUGAAAACUAAUAGCUAUAUAACGUCGUUCAAUCAUUCUCUCCUAGUUUCAAAGCGAGUAUCGUUAAAAAUGUUUACGGUAGAGAUAAACCAUAAAUGUUUAAGGUGAGUGCGAAUAGGUUCUUGAGCAAAGAUUAAUAUCAAAAUAAAAACCUUAUAAAUACUAAUGACUUUUCAAGUAAAAAAAUAAUAGCAGUAGCUCACUACAGUAAUAACUAAGUUAAGUACCUCGAUGAAAACUAACUCCUAAUGACGAUCAAGGGAUAGUAUGUGAAUGCCACCUUCGACUAAUAUUUGAUGUUCAUUCAAUAAUACAUCAGUCCUGACGAACCCUCCAUAGAACUGAUUUAUCGCAGAGAAAAAAAAGAUUGUAAUGGGGAAUCUUUCAGUUUCAAUUACAACCUACUUGCGAUUGAUGACCCUGUGCUAUUGAAAUCUCUGAGAGAGCAAACUGCUUUGAUUAGCAAGAGUAUGAUUAAGACUCUUGAAUAGCAGAUCUUAUGCUAUGUUAAGGAAUUAACAUGCACCUUUAGAGUUAUUCACUAAAGACUGGUACUUUAGAAGAUUGAUUAGUGCAUCAUUUCAAAUAAUGCAGUGAUGAUUGGUGAUUGCAGAAGAAGGAUAAGGUCUAAAGGCAGAUCGAAGUUCUUUUUUAGGUAUGACUCAGAAGAAGCCUUUGCCGAGGGACCUCUUACUGUCAGAUCUCCCUAGGAAAUCUAAAAAUAAGGUUUUUUUAAGGACAGGAAGUCACAAUAAUUUUCUAAGAGUCCUAAACGAAGAACGUCUGAGUUGAGUAAUUAGAAUAUGGAGACAGCGAUGAAUAAUGAUGCAGUGGUCUCAGAUAAAAACAGCUAACUUAUUGAUUACCUUAAUUUCAACAGAUUCGUUUAACAAAAAAGCUUGACCUUUAGAUAGUCCAAAACAAUUAGACAUGGCUCAGUUCAAAAACAGAGACUGAGUUCUGAUCUCAUUCUGAGGAUUAAUCCAGAAGUCAAGGUAAAUCCUUACCAAAGACCUGAAGAACAACUCAACUAACUUAAGAGGGUGCUAUUACAAAACAAGUCCUAGCAAUAGAUCAUAACACAAAAUGUGCCCAAUAAUAAUGAUUACGAGUAUUCAGCUUUAAUUCAGUCGAAUUAGUAGACUUCUCAACCUUUGAAAGCUAAUCAAUAAUUCACCUUCGAUUUGAACUUACCACCUAACAAGCAUAGUCAACGCAACUCUUUUAUAAAGGUCCAUUCUACCUCUUCCUUCCAUAGUAAUGAACACAAUGAGAGCUCUAAAAUAUUCCAAAAUCCAUAGACUCCUUGUUAUAACCUUGAAAAGAUGAACAUCCUAGAUCCCAAUUUUAAACUCUCUAAGAGCAACAAAAAGCGAGAGUCUUUCGACCGUACUCUUAAAGACAUCGCCAAGUACAUUAAAAAAAUGAGGCAGGAUGCAAGUAAAAAGUAAGAAAACCAACUCAAGCCCAGGAGAGUAGAUAUUGACCUCAAUAUACAGAAAGAUAAGAGGUCAAUUUCUCAGGCAGACAUCUUGAAAUAAUAUUCUACUUAGUAAUAAUGA